UUAAGAACCAGGAAGUGUCGACAGGGAGGGGACUGUUGCUAUGGUGGGGUUACCAUGGCAGCCUCCUUAAAUUGGGUUCAGGUGUGAGCAUGGGCAGGGCGAUUGGAGGACAAACAGUUUUCGACCGUGUGGUGUCUUGUCGUGACUUGUGGUGACAAUGCUGUUAUAAUGUGCCAUUCAAGUUCUACAGUACUGGACAUUCUAAGAUUUACACGCGUCAAACUGGUCAACACAGUCGCCCUCGGUACCAGCCCAAAGGGAGGAAAAACAUGCACGGUAUUCUGACUGCUCUGCCUGGAUUCCAGAGAGGACGAGAGGAGAAGGUAGAAGGAUGCAGAAGUGUAAACAACUCCAAUGAAGAAUGGCGCUAGAACUGCAAUUAAGAAUUUGGCAGGUGGUCAUUUUGUGUCUUUGGUUUGAGCAAGCGCUGCAGGAUCCCAAUGGCCCACCGGUGUUUGAUGCAAACCUGAUGUUUGAGUUUUUGUUGGGUGGGCUAGAACUCAACCAGGACAACAACAUUCUCCUCCUGGAUGAGGAGAUGGCAUCCAUGAGGCCGGGCCGGUCCUUCUUGACUCACAUCAAUGACAACAUCCCCAGAUGUCUGAGCUCCAUGCAGCAGAAGAUCAACACGCUGAAGACUCAGAAUCGGCGGCCACUGACUGGGGAUCAGUUUGAGAGUCUCGUCCUGAGCACGGUGGUCUCGGCCCAGCGGACCUGGCACCAGCAGGGGGUUGAGGAUCGGGAGGCCUGGGCUGAAAUGCUCCUGCAGCUUGCAAACGUCACCGUACAUGACCUACGUGGAAGUUAUCUCUUUAAUUAUGCAUAAUUCUCCAGAGAAGAUGUGCAAUAAACACACCUGCAACACA
This is a messenger RNA of Nerophis lumbriciformis (worm pipefish), 866 nucleotides long. Its product is annotated as protein FAM180A. The record is from RefSeq and is a predicted model, not a curated record. NCBI's taxonomy places the organism in Eukaryota, Metazoa, Chordata, Actinopteri, Syngnathiformes, Syngnathidae.